AUGGAGGAGAAACCCCAGGCAGCAGGAACUCGAUGGUGCUUUGGUGACGGCUACUGCCGCAUACGUUCGCCAGAGCCAGUUGGAGGAAGCCAGAGUUCAAGAGGACACCCGCUUCCGCCAACAACUGCUGGAGCAAAACCGGCAGCACCACGAGGCCCACAUGCAGAGCCUGCGGCAGCACCACGAGGCCCACAUGGAGAGCCUGCGGCACCUCGGGGAGGAGGUGCGGGAAUGCGGGAAGUGCAGUCGCAGCGCCUCGAAGUGCAGCGGCAGCGCCUCGAAGCGGCGCGUCGGUCGCACGAGACCAACGAGCGCCUGCUUCAGCUGCUGCUGGCUGCACUGGGGCAUGGUGGCAGCCAAGCCCCUCCCCCCUCUCAGGCCCCACACAAUUAAAGGAUGCAAAGGUAGCAUAGGCAAGGAAUUUGUAACUUAUCUUAAAAUUUGCUGAUGUAUUAAUGAUAUGAAGGGCAAAUAUUGCUAGUUUGCAAAUAAAUAAUUGCUGAAGUCACCCUUUAAUGCAACCAUAAGUAGCAUAGCCAUUGCAGCGUGAAUUUUUUCUUCAAGGUUUACUUCAGCCAUAAGAGCGUGCACACCAUCAGGCUCACCUGCAAAAGGGCCUGUAGGCCUGGUGUGUGCGGGCAUUCCGACUGUGGCACUGCAAUUUUGAAGUGCCUAGUUAUUGUCAUGUCAAUUUAAGCACGACGCCACACUGCAAGUGUUCUACAAUUUAAUCCUUGUCAUCGAAUUGUGAAAGUUUCAGGCCUUACUAUAAUGUCGAAAGCAACCUGUCAAUAUACACAGCAAAAAAGAAAAAAAAGUUACGAAAAUUCCUUGCCUAUGCUCCUUCUUUUCAUUUGUAAUGUUUAUUUUUUGUUUCUUGCAUAUUUGUUUGUGUCGCUACCUACUGAGCUGGAAUGUCUUUUCUUGCACAUCUGUCUCAUUAUCAAACAAUUUGUUGUCAUUCAGUAAUCUUUCAGGUUGUGAUACAUUGUAUUUUAGCCCUUGUGGUGCAAUUUGUGGGUAAUAUUUAUGCAGUUUGUCUUACUGAAUAUCAAAGUAUGAUGCUAUGGCUCUUUCAGUUUCAGAGCGCCACAACAGCAUGUUCCUUUCACAUGUAGUGAUGUACCUAUACAU
Messenger RNA from Dermacentor andersoni, 1134 nucleotides. The record is from RefSeq and is a predicted model, not a curated record. Lineage: Eukaryota; Metazoa; Arthropoda; Arachnida; Ixodida; Ixodidae.